AUGUGGCUGGAAUCGUUGAUAUUUCAGCUGCUGCGAUGCUCAGGAUGCGUCUUCCUAGCACUGAUCGUCUCCGGAGGCGCUGCACGGCGGCAUUGGAGGGGAUACGCAUCGCUUGACCAUGCUGACCAUAGUUCGCACAAUCAUAUCGCAACCCAGGUCGCCUUGAAGCUGCCUGUAUCACAUGCAAUCGAGCGUGUGUCGAAAACGCCGUCGCUGCGCUCCCAUGUUACGGCUUCACAUGCUCAACAGGAUGGAACACAGUCAGACGCAUCGGCGUUUGUCAGGCCUCCUUAUCAGCAAACGGCGGAUGCAACACAUAAAGAUGGAUUUAGCACUACUGGAAGAUUCUUCCGUGGAGGAACCCGCAGCCUCAGGCGGCUGUCCGCUAAAGGUCGGGGGAUCCUGUCGGUGGAGUCGAAGACAAGCGGCGCUGUUGUCAAGCAAUAUGGCGCCGUGUUUGGGCCGCAAGAAGCGGAUUCAGAUUCUCCUCCUCUGAUAGAUCCAGGCGAUUCCACUCCGGAUACUAUGUUCAGCGACCUCACCCAGUUCAUGCAGGACCCGCGCAGCAAGAAUGCCAUAAUGUGGCGAUAUCCGUUUCUGCGCACCUUCCCGCAACGCGCUGCGCUGCGCACUCUCACCGAUUUUAUGCCCGCUAGCAGGGCUAGAGAGUGCCUAAACGUCACCGACGGUUCAAAUGUUGACGAUCUGGUCGAUCCCACAUGCCAGGGGUAUUACUGCAAGAGGCACAUUAAGGCAUUCUUCAGAUACCAACCAGAGUUCAAUUAUGUGCGCAAUGGGACUGAGAUAUCUCCGCGCACACCCGAACCGCCAAAACUCCAGUUACCCCCGGAUAUGCCCCCAACGGAAGGAAGCAAGGAGCGCCCUUCCGUGCCAUUGGGUUGGCGCACGUUUGCCGCGCUUGGCUUGUAUCACACUGCCACUGGUAUCAGUGACCCGGCAGUCCUUUGGUCAGGCUACCGAUUGACGGACGGCGAUCCCAUGGGCCGGCUCGCCAGCGGGCUGUACAACUCUCCGCUGACGCUGCGCAUGCUCUCCGGGAGGGACGCCGUGAUGCCCAACAACACCAUGUUGCAUUCAAAGCACCCUAUUGAGCAAGGCGAACAUUUCCGUGGGAAGAAAGGCGACAUGUCACAUUUGGGGCCGAGGUCACCUCGCCAGCACGAAACCAUCAAUGAGGACUUGUAUCGGCAUCACUUUGCAGAAGAUGGCGUGUGGCCUUACAAACAUUUCGAAACCGUUGUGAGCGAGAUGGUGAUGUCUCAAGCGUUGUGGGCUCGACUCUCCACGACCAUGUUGCGGUCCACGGCUAAGGUGCUGAGGAUGUACAAGUUGCGGGUGCGUAAAAACUUCAAGCAGGAAGUUUUCUCGGCACGCCGGUCAACCAUCUUGGUGCGCCCAAAGCCCCCUGAGGAGGAGCCCGUUGAGACAUCUGUGGGUGUUUUGUUCUUCCUCACGGCACCGACGUUACACCAUGCAGUGGACCUCGCGUGCUCGGACCCCAUGGCCAGGUGCAACCUGUACCAGCAGCUGUUGCUGUUCGAAGUGGACGACGUGCUGAAGUACCAGAUAUUCAAGAAGCGCGAUCCCAACCGGGAGAACCCGCGGCAGUACCUUGUCUUGGGUUCCUACGAAAACCGUGAUGACCACGAGCUGCUCCGAGACAAGAUGAUGCGCUUCAUCGUGCGGUCAAACUGCGUCAACACGCACGUUAUGUUGCAUGCCCCCAGGAAGGACGCGAUGGUCGACCUGAGCAUGCCGCUGCAGCAGUUUUUGCCCAUAACCACCCAGCAACGUGACAGGCUGCUGGACCGGUUGAACAAUGUGAGGGACGCAUGCAACACUAAGAACAAGUCGUUGCCUAUCGGUGACCUCAGCAUCAUUAACCAGUUCGACUCUGACGAUGCGUUCGACUGGGCGAGGCGUUCGCCGUACACGCGCGCCGGCUGCUACGAAAGCCUCUUCGUGGCGAAGGCGUACGAGGUAGGCUUCUACGGCCGUAACUGUAACUACGUGGCGCCGCUGCCCAUGGAGACAUCUUUGAUGCCAGUGAAGCAGGAAUACGCCAUUGUUGAGCGGGAUCCCGUGGAUGUUUUGCGCAAACGCAUGUCGGAUGGUUGGGGCCAUGUGUUGGCCCUGCCAAAGGUUAUACCUCGAUCGUCAAAACUCUAUCGUGAACUGGCCGCGGGCGAAUCCGUCGGCGUGGAAAAUGUUAGUGAUGAGAGUUCCGGGAAUCAAGAGGAUGAUGCUACUGAUCCGACCUCACCAAAGACAGGGGAGACUGAAACCGACCAUGCACAGACGUCUUGGCCGGGUCGGCUGCGGAUUACCAUAAGGCGGACAGUAUCUGAAUCUUUCAAGGCGUCCAACGUCUCGUCUAAGCAUAUCGCCGCAACCAGACCCACGUUUGAGGAUCAGGUUAAACUCGGGGCUGUACCGUUUGAGCGUGAUGGUACACUUGCUGUUGACAUGCCCUCACCCCGAGUGAAAGUUACUGACGAAGAUGCCCCAACUCACCAGCGCAUAAAUGGAUCUAUGGUAUCUGGGAUGGGCGCCAUUACUCAAGGCCGUAUGUAUGUUGUUGGCCGGCCCGAUAAAUCAGAAGUGCCUGGGUCCGCCCAGACGCUGCCAGGUGUGGUGCUAUCAACUGAUGCAAUCAACAGGUUGCUGUCCGAGAAUGCUCCCGUAGAACUAGACACGCCGUUCUUCGCCGACCUGCUUAAGGACUACGUGUACGUCUCCCUGCCAGCUGGCGACUUUUUCGAAUGCCCGCCUGGUGACGACAACGUAAAGUACGACCAGAGGGGGGAGGACAGCAAGAUCCAAACGGGCGUUGGGGCGGAAGACACGAACAGGCUACCGAAGAACAGGCCCGAGGCCGUCGCCGGAUUUUGGAUAAAGAAAAGCGAGUGCUACCUCAUGUACAAAAACGAAGAGGAGCGAUUCAUGCUCCUGGGGAAGGCGCCAAGCAGGCUGGACCGGCGGCGCACCCUCAGUGACGACAUGAUAAAGCGCGGUCUCAUCAGGAACGAGGUUAUAUUGGACUACGUCAGGAAGGGAGCUGCACUCACUUGGCCCGAUCUCAGCAAGGCAUACACGAGGCGGGAAGGCAAGCUCAUAAGUCACCUGACGCCGAUGGAGGAGAUGAAAACCAUGUGGACCGUCGACCCUCUCAACAAACCGUAUGCACGCUAUUCGGUUGAGGACGAGGUGCCUGCUGCGCGAUUCUACGUAAAGCCGGUGGAGUACUCGCCUGACGAUCCCAGGCACCGCAUGCGCCACUACCCACAAGAACUUUAUAAGAUGGCAUUCGAGUUCAUGCAGAAAGUCGACCGCGGGGAGGCGCGGCCCGAAGACGACCCGCUGAAGGCUCUUGUGGAAGCGGAAUAUGUGCUCCCCAAGGAUAACAACGACAGCAUUUGCACGUGGGAGGAGUCCGAGCUCGAAGCGGCGAAAGAAUCCUCAGUAGAGAAGACAUCUACUUCGUGA
Messenger RNA from Babesia ovata, 3507 nucleotides. RefSeq lists its product as uncharacterized. The transcript has a single exon. NCBI's taxonomy places the organism in Eukaryota, Apicomplexa, Aconoidasida, Piroplasmida, Babesiidae. The coding region runs from base 1 to 3507 and encodes 1168 amino acids. The record is from RefSeq and is a predicted model, not a curated record.